AAUUAUUAUUGUUUGUUUGAGAGCGUUGAGUUUGAGCAACUCUUGUUGACAGAGAUUCCUUCUCUCUCUUUCUGCGUAGAUCUACUCCUCAAGCAAACCUCUCUCACGGCAAUCCCAUUACCUUGUGCCUGGGUGACUGACUGCAUAUUAUUAGCCGUGUUCAGUAGAAGAAGGGCUUUUUACUUGAUUACUUUGUUGUGCCAUACAGUGAAGAGUAUUUUGUGAGUGGAGAUUCAUUGUCCAAACGCAAAGAUGGCCUGUGCAGUGUACUUGCCUCCAGCAGGUGAUGCAGACUGUCAGACAAUGGCUUUGGCACCCCUAUCGGCGUUUACCUGCUGCUCCGUGGAGCGUGCUGGCCGCUGGUAUGGUCUGAGAAGUCGGCGGCAACGCGACGUCUCCAUGUCCAGUGCGCAUAAUAGCUGCAGUGUCGAUGAUGGAGAGGAGGGUGUCGACAGCACGGAUGGCGCCACAGCCACUGCUGGGGACACUACAAGCGGAUUGCUGAAAAUACAGAGCGACUUUGAUCUUAUGUCACUAGAUCCCAAAGAUAAGAAGGAGCAAGAUCACUACGCUGUCUUGGGACUGGCCCACCUUCGUUAUCGGGCCAGUGAUGAUGAUGUGAAAAAAGCAUAUCGAAACAUGGUGUUGAAGCACCAUCCGGACAAGAGAAAAGACACUGGUGGCUACGGUCGUGAGAGACUUGAUGCUGUUUUCACGUGCAUCAAACACGCCAAUGAUGUAUUGUCCAAUCCGUCCAGCCGGCGAUCUUAUGAUAGCGUUGAUCCGAAUUUCGAUGACGCCAUUCCGUCCAACUCCGCAAACUCCAAGGCGAACUUCAUCUCUGUGUUUGGGCCGGUGUUUGAGCGUAACAGUAGGUGGUCCCGUGAUCAGCCUAUGCCUUUACUCGGGGACGAUGACACAUCGUACGAGGAUGUGGACGACUUCUAUGGUGCUUGGUACGAGUUUGAUUCUUGGAGAGAGUUCUCUUACCUCGACAAGGAAGAUGUUGACAAGGCAGAAAGUCGUGAGGAACGGCGCUGGCUGGAGCGACAGAACAAGCAGCAGCGUACACAGAAGAAGAAGGAGGAAUCCACUCGUCUUCGCACCUUAGUUGACAAUGCUUACGCGUGUGAUCCAAGAAUUCGUCGCUUUAAGGAGGAAGCAAAGCGGAAGAAAGAGGACCAGAAGGCUGCUAAGGCAGCUGCCGCGAAGGCUGCGGCUGAUGAGCGACUACGGGUUCAACGUGAGAAAGAGGAGGCAGAGCGCAAACAACAGGAGGCGGAGGCAGAGGAGGCACGUCUUCAAGCGGAGGCGGCACGAAAGACACGCGAAGCGAACAAGAAAGCCAUGCAGAGAGAACGCAAGGCCUUCAGAACUGCUUGCAAGAGUCACAACUACUUCACAGAUGAUGAUGCGAAGCGUGUGUCACACAUGGAGAAUGUUGAGCUACUCUGCGAAGCCCUGAGUAUCACACAAUUGGAACGACUCCGUACUGAAGUCAGCGCAGCCAACUAUGCCGAUGCCAAAGGAGCAUUUGACCGCCAAGUUUCCCAGCUGCAGUCCCAACAGGAACGGGAGGUUAGGCAAGCAGCGGAAGCAGCAGCAGCCAAGCGCCGGGCAGAGGCAGCGGCCAGCGGCAAGUCAGCAUCUCAGAAUAGUUGGGGCAAUGACGACGCGGCUUUGUUGGUCAAGGCCGUCAAGAUGCAUCCAGCCGGCACAGUCAACAGAUGGGAGGUCAUCUCCCAAUUUGUAAACCAACACAGUACUUCGGGAGCAACGCGGACCAGUAAGGAGUGCAUCUCAAUGGCGAAGAACAUCCAGAAAGAUGCCACAAUGAAGAAGGAUGUAAACAAGAAGGCAUUUGAGCGAUUUGACAAGCAACAUGGACAAGCAGCCUCAAGGGAGUCCGUUCCAACAGAGAGAACCGAAGGCCCAUCAGGAAUGAGUCCCUGGACAGCAGAUGAACAAAAGCUGCUCGAGAAGGCCAUGAAAGCUUUUCCGAGCUCUGACCCUGAGCGAUGGGAGAAGAUUUCAGCCAAGGUCGGCACUCGUAGUGUCGUGGAGGUCAAGAAACGCGUCAAGGAGCUCGUUGACAAAGUCAAGGCAAAGAAGUCUGCUGCUGCUGCAUCCAAGUGAUGUCUUGAUCUUUUCGUGGCUCAUGACGCUGUGCGGAAAGCCCGAUGGUUGUUUUGUUUCAUUUUAUUGUUUUUGGUGAAUAAGAAGUCCUGUCAGAGUUCUCGAUCUCGUCCAUGUCACUGGUUCUCUUUCGUUUGAUUUCCCUUCCAAGCUCUUAUAGUCUUACAAUUCUCAGCCUCUUCUAAUUUGUACAUACACGUACGUACCAACAAACGAUAACUUUUUUUCUAUAAUAAUAAUUUUUAAGUACUUGUAAAACAUCGAUUCCACUCGAUCGUAGUGUUCAUGCAUAUUUCUGCCACCAUCGAUAUGCAUCAUGAACGUUUUCGCUCCAUGAAAUUAUACCGAAAUUGAAAAUACAAAUAAGAUGCUGGAAAAUUUGA
Molecule: messenger RNA, 2519 nt
Organism: Sycon ciliatum
Lineage: Eukaryota; Metazoa; Porifera; Calcarea; Leucosolenida; Sycettidae
Product: dnaJ homolog subfamily C member 2-like
Exons: 19
Coding region: 253-2136 (627 amino acids)
Biological process (GO): regulation of translational fidelity; 'de novo' cotranslational protein folding
Cellular component (GO): cytosol
Molecular function (GO): ribosome binding; Hsp70 protein binding
Source: RefSeq, a predicted model, not a curated record